AAAUAAGUGCUGUGCGAUCAUAAUUCCAGCUCUGACUUCCCCUCUCGUCUGUGUGGUCGAGGUUUGUGUUUCCGCUCACAGUACGAGAUGUGUGAAUGAUCACUAUAGCAGAUAUUAUUCAUCUGGAUCAGAUCAUGAAGAUCAUACAGCUGCAGAUCUAUCUGUUCAUGUUGUAUCGAGUCACAGAGAGUCUAACAAACACACCAGUAACUUUAGGAUCUGAUGUGAUUAUAACCUGUGAUCUUGAUAUAAAGGAGAUUUACUGGUACAAACUGAAAUUACCGGAUCCUCCAGUGUUGAUCUUACGCACUUUCAGCAGAACAGUUGAAGGAGGAGGUGAAUAUGAAAACAGCAUCUUUAUACACAAAUACUCAGUGAAAACUAACAGUCGUCUGUUCAUCAAGAAUAUCACCAUUGAUGAAUUAGGAGUUUAUUAUUGUGUGAAAACUAGUGAACCACUAAAAUUCAACAACGGCACCAAAAUCUACAUCAGCGACUCGGUCCACAGGAAUCAGACAGAUGACGCUCCACAACACCAGAUACCAUGGAGAAAUAUGACCAUCAUCAUAUCUGUCCUGCUGAAUGUGCUUCUGAUCAUUGCAUUGAUAGGUGUGGUGAAGAACUGCCGUCAUGCAACUAGAACAUCUAAAAAUAGUUCAGAGAAACCUCCAAGUACCACUGCAGCUCAGGUUUUCACCGGACAUGAGAGUGGGGUGUUAGCCAAGGCAGUGGUGGGCCGGGAUACUGCAACGCUGCUUGAGUCCCAUAGGAAUACAGUAACGCCGGUGAACCAUGGAGCAUUCGGUCCUUUGGAGUUCUGUGAAGAUGCUGCGUUGGGAGACCCGAAGCCGCUUUCCCGUCUGGGCUCUGUGAAGAGGAGUUCCCUGGAGAUCCAUCACUGA
Messenger RNA from Rhinichthys klamathensis goyatoka, 902 nucleotides. RefSeq lists its product as uncharacterized. The record is from RefSeq and is a predicted model, not a curated record. The transcript is spliced from 6 exons. Lineage: Eukaryota; Metazoa; Chordata; Actinopteri; Cypriniformes; Leuciscidae. The coding region runs from base 96 to 902 and encodes 268 amino acids.